GCGGCGGCGGCGGCGGCGGCUCUAGAGCCGGAAGGUAAACGGCCUCUGCUGCCGGCGGCCGGACGCCUCCGGGGUCAUGUCGGCCCAGGGUGACUGCGAGUUCCUGGUGCAGCGAGCCCGGGAGCUGGUGCAGCAGGACCUGUGGGCCGCCAAAGCGUGGCUCAUCACGGCCCGCAGCCUCUACCCCGCCGACUUCAACAUCCAGUACGAGAUGUACACCAUCGAGCGGAACGCCGAGAGGACUGCCACCGCCGGGAGAUUGCUCUACGACAUGUUUGUGAAUUUCCCUGACCAGCCAGUGGUAUGGAGAGAAAUCAGCAUUAUUACAUCAGCACUGAGGAACGAUUCACAGGAUAAACAAACCCAAUUUUUAAGAAGUUUAUUUGAAACUCUCCCUGGUCGAGUCCAGUGCGAAAUGUUACUAAAGGUUACGGAACAAUGCUUCAACACAUUGGAACGAUCAGAAAUGUUGCUUCUACUUUUGAGACGCUUCCCUGAAACAGUGGUGCAGCAUGGGGUCGGCCUUGGGGAAGCAUUAUUAGAGGCUGAAACUAUUGAAGAACAAGAAUCUCCUGUUAACUGCUUUAGAAAAUUAUUUGUUUGUGAUGUCCUUCCUCUAAUAAUUAACAACCAUGAUGUUCGAUUGCCUGCCAAUUUAUUAUAUAAGUACUUAAACAAAGCAGCUGAAUUUUAUAUCAAUUAUGUCACUAGAUCUACUCAAAUAGAGAGUCAGCAUCAAGGUACCCAGGAAGCAUCUGAUUUAAUGUCACCUAGCAAACGGAGCUCUCAGAAGUAUAUAAUAGAAGGGCUGACUGAAAAAUCGUCCCAGAUUGUGGACCCUUGGGAGAGGUUGUUUAAGAUUUUAAAUGUUGUUGGAAUGCGAUGUGAAUGGCAGAUGGACAAAGGAAGACGAAGCUAUGGUGAUAUUUUACACAGAAUGAAAGAUCUCUGCAGAUACAUGAACAAUUUUGAUAACGAAGCUCAUGCAAAGUAUAAAAACCAAGUGGUUUAUUCCACUAUGUUGGUCUUCUUUAAGAAUGCAUUCCAGUAUGUCAACAGCAUACAACCAUCUCUAUUCCAAGGUCCUAAUGCCCCAAGCCAAGUGCCACUGGUUCUUCUUGAGGAUGUGUCAAAUGUGUAUGGUGAUGUAGAAAUUGAUCGUAACAAACAUAUACAUAAAAAGAGGAAACUAGCUGAGGGAAGAGAGAAAACCAUGCAGAGUUCAGACGACGAAGACUGUUCGGCAAAAGGCAGGAAUCGUCACAUCAUAGUCAAUAAAGCUGAGCUUGCUAACUCCAUCGAAGUGCUGGAUAGCUUUAAGCUAGCCAGGGAGAGCUGGGAGUUGCUCUACUCCCUGGAAUUCCUUGACAAGGAAUUUACAAGAAUUUGUUUGGCAUGGAAGACAGAUACUUGGCUUUGGUUAAGAAUCUUCCUCACCGAUAUGAUCAUCUAUCAGAUGACAUGUGAAAAAGUCCUUGAUUUGAUGUGCUACAUGGUACUCCCCAUUCAAGAUGGAAGCAAAUCACAAGAAGAACCCUCAAAAAUAAAGCCCAAAUUUAGAAAAGGUUCAGAUCUGAAGCUGCUGCCUUGUACCAGCAAGGCUAUCAUGCCGUACUGCCUGCACUUAAUGCUGGCUUGUUUUAAGCUCCGAGCUUUCACAGACAGCAGGGACGACAUGGCCCUGGGGCAUGUGAUUGUCUUGCUUCAGCAAGAGUGGCCGCGGGGAGAGAAUCUUUUCUUGAAAGCCGUCAAUAAGAUUUGCCAACAAGGAAAUUUUCAAUAUGAGAAUUUUUUCAAUUAUGUUACAAAUAUCGAUAUGCUGGAGGAAUUCGCCUACUUAAGAACUCAGGAAGGUGGGAAAAUUCAUCUGGAAUUGCUACCCAAUCAAGGAAUGCUGAUCAAGCCUUCUAGCCCUCCCAUGGGGUUACUGCAGCAGGAAUUCUUACCUGUGCUUCAGCCCAGCAUACAGACUGCUGACAGGUACCAAGUGGAAACACACCUGCUCAUAGUGUGCCGUUUUGUCAACAUGUUGUGCCGCCCAUGGUCUUCAGCUCUUCGUUCCUCAGCGCUCUUUUUCAUGCUUUUUUUAUUUCUUUAAUUUGUUCUGCAUUCCUUGGCAAAACCAUCUGGUUGUAAUAUUGUCACAUUUCUUAUUUUUCUUCCAUAAGUUGCCAGUGUUUUUUGUGUUCAAUUUAAAAAUCAUUAUGGAUCUGGAAAACAAAGAUCUAAAACUGUGCUAGGUGAAGUGCCCAUUAGGGUCAGGCCCCUAGACUUCGAUUUAUUUGAUAAAACACAAGGCAUUCAGUCUUACAGACUGAAGAAUGCCGAAGCCCAUCUGAAGUAAAUUUUCAUCAUGGAUUUUUUAAUUAGGGACCAGUGUUGAUGUUGUGGUCUAACCAGGCCUUAGCACAACAUUUUCCUACCACUGACACUGAGUUUUCUGAAACUGAAAAUAUUUGGUAUCCUGCAUGUGCCAGCCAAUGUCUCCUGCCUGUGAACCACAGAAUAACUAAUAGUCUUCUUCAUCCAGACUCCCCAGAGGGAUAGAGACCGGAUAGGAAUGAGACAAGUACAGUGGACUUGUACUGCCUUAUGUAUAGAAGCAUUACCAUUGAACCAUGAUCAAUAGGACAGACAUUGUAUUCUAGGUUUACUAGCACGAAGGGGAGAGUUUGCUUUGACCUUUCAAAGCCUGUUAGCUCACUGCCUGCAAAUAGCAGUAACUUUCGGUUGCUUGAGGGUUGGCUCCCAUGGGGGGUUGCCCUCCAGGACCCAGAAGAACAGAGUCUCAGGACAGCUUAAAUAGGUCUGUGCCUAUUGCCAGUGGGACAGAGUCAUGGCCUCAGCCUCACUGGCACCGGAAUGUUGACAAGGAACUGUGUUUCUGCGCAGGUCUGCUGCUGUUUGGUCGCGCAGUUCUUUCAAAUGCCCGUGGGCAUCAUUAGGCUGUCCCGUAAUCUCUACUAGCCUCACACAGCCUACUUUUGUUUUUCCUUCUGUUGCAUUGCAACUUUUUUACUUCUGUUGUACUUGUUUUAUAUGACGAUACACAAGUUUAAAACAACAACACCAGGAACAUUUUAGAGUGGUUUCAACAGUUUUGUUUUGGCUAACAUGUAAAUAUCUAAUUUUAAAUCUCUGUUACCGCGUCUGAGGGAAGUUAGGCAAUCAAAAUGGGGAAUGGAGGUGUCUACUACUGAUCUAAAGUACUGACCUGGUAGUUAGAGCUUCUUUCCUUUUAACGACCCAUUGAGUUUCGCUGUAUUUUUCUUUUCUUCAUUUUGAUGUCUUUGGUUUUCUGGGAUUUCUUUUGUGGUCUCCUCUUCACAGCUUUCAGGUGUAGCUAGAGCCUCUUCUUGGGCUCCCAUUGACCCUCCCACAGACGUGCACGUCUCCUGACCACGUGGACCAGAUCUGGUCUCUAGCAGGCUCUUGCAGGGCACUGGCUGCUUUUCAGCGAGUCUGCUUCUCUCUCCCCACCCCUGCCAGGCUCUUGUCUUGGGACGGCCAACUCCUCCUGCUGCUUCCCCAACAGACGUUGAGUCUGGAUGGGCUCAGCACUUGGCAGAGCUGUCCUGUUCUUGGUAUUGCCAGGAGACAGAUGCACUUGCAACCCCAGAGGCUGCACACAGGCCCCAGGCCCCAGCUCAGUGUGGUGGCUCCUGGUUCCCCUCCCUGCUCCCACCUCUGCACUCGGCUGGCCUGUCUGGACAUGACCUGUGUGGCCCUGUGGCCUGGACCCCGCUGGCCCACAGUGAACAGAGCUGUGCACAGGUCAGCACAGGGCUGCCUGGUGUCAGGGCUGCAGGAGUUCAGAAGCAGAGUGGCUGGCAUUUACCGGAUGUUUAGAUGUUUGGCCUUUUAUUGAGUGGGGGAAAUGUUGCUCUAGUUCUAUGUCUUUCUGAGAAGGAAUGAGCAGGGGGAUUGUUUGGCUAGGGCUUUUCUUCCUUUUUGAAUUUUUUUACUUGUGCUUAAUGCUCAGACACAUGUUACUUCUGCCCCAGAAACACCGAACGGUGAUGCUGGCACUCAGUGUGGUGUGCGUCUCUUUCCCUGUCGCUGC
Messenger RNA from Nyctereutes procyonoides (raccoon dog), 4063 nucleotides. RefSeq names its product integrator complex subunit 10 (gene INTS10). The record is from RefSeq and is a predicted model, not a curated record. Bases 77 to 2098 code for a protein of 673 amino acids. NCBI's taxonomy places the organism in Eukaryota, Metazoa, Chordata, Mammalia, Carnivora, Canidae. The transcript has 16 exons. Gene Ontology annotation, cellular component: integrator complex. Gene Ontology annotation, biological process: snRNA processing.